Molecule: messenger RNA, 6710 nt
Organism: Xenopus laevis (African clawed frog)
Lineage: Eukaryota; Metazoa; Chordata; Amphibia; Anura; Pipidae
Gene: atp9a.L
Product: probable phospholipid-transporting ATPase IIA
Exons: 28
Coding region: 36-3287 (1083 amino acids)
Source: RefSeq, a predicted model, not a curated record
UGUGUGUGAGUGAAUGUAGGACUGGCUGAUCCUAUAUGAGCUCAGAGCCUACCCUGGCUGUCAGACUGGGAAAUAAAGGGAAGCUCCACCUUCCUCCUGCAACACACACACACAUUCCCAACAACACCCACAGCCCUACAGCUCCCAAGAUGACCGACAAUAUCCCCUUACAGCCUGUCAGGCAGAAGAAACGGGCAGACAGCAAGCACAAGCAAGGAUGUUGCCCUUGUGUGGGAUGCUGCGGUCGUCGGGAGCUGAAGCCAAGGACCGUCUGGCUCGGGCACCCAGAGAAAAGGGAACAGAGAUACCCCAAAAACGUCAUCAACAAUCAAAAAUACAACUUUUUCACAUUCCUGCCAGGGAUCCUUUACAACCAGUUCAAAUACUUUUUCAACCUCUAUUUCCUCGUUCUGGCCUGUACCCAGUUUGUACCAGAAAUGCGCCUCGGCCCUCUUUAUACUUUUUGGGUCCCCCUGGGAUUUGUCUUGUUUGUCACCAUCAUUCGGGAAGCGGUGGAGGAGAUCCGAUGUUUUGUACGUGACAAGGAAGUAAACUCGCAGAUCUACAGCAAGCUCACAAACAGAGGUACGGUAAAAGUCAGAAGUUCGAAUAUUCAAGUUGGAGAUCUCAUUAUUGUUGAAAAGAAUCAGAGAAUUCCUGCUGACAUGAUCUUCCUGAGGACUUCAGAAAAGAAUGGGUCCUGCUUUCUUCGCACGGACCAGUUGGACGGAGAGACGGACUGGAAGUUGCGUUUACCUGUAACCUGUACACAGAGGUUGCCCACAGCUGCUGACCUUUUACAAAUCCGGUCUUAUGUUUAUGCAGAAGAACCAAAUAUUGACAUUCAUAAUUUUGCUGGAACUUUCACACGAGAGGACAGUGACCCCCCAGCAAAUGAAAGUUUAAGUAUUGAAAACACAUUAUGGGCGAGCACUGUCAUUGCUUCAGGCACAGUCGUAGGCGUGGUUCUUUAUACCGGCCGUGAGCAACGCAGUGUCAUGAAUACCUCAAACCCAAGGAGCAAGAUUGGGCUAUUUGAUUUGGAGUUGAAUUGUCUCACCAAAAUUCUGUUCAGCGCUCUGAUUGUGGUAUCGCUUGUUAUGGUGGCUCUCCAGCAUUUUGCUGGCCGCUGGUACCUGCAGGUCAUUCGGUUCCUCCUGCUUUUUUCAAGUAUUAUUCCUAUCAGUUUAAGAGUAAAUCUGGACAUGGGGAAGAUCGUUUACAGCUGGUUGAUCCGUAGAGAUUCCAAGAUUCCGGGCACUGUGGUCAGAGCCAGCACCAUUCCGGAGCAGCUGGGGCGCAUCUCCUACUUACUUACGGAUAAAACUGGAACCCUUACUCAGAAUGAGAUGGUGUUCAAGCGUCUUCACCUGGGCACAGUUGCUUAUGGCACAGACUCUAUGGAUGAAGUGCAGAGUCACAUUUUCAGCGUAUACACACAGCCGGCACAGGACCCUCCUUCCCAAAAAGGCAUGUCCACCAAAGUACGGAAAACCAUGAGCAGUCGUGUGUACGAGGCAGUGAAAGCCAUCGCUCUUUGUCAUAACGUGACACCCUCUUACGAGUCCAACGGAGUGACUGACCAAGCUGAGGCAGAAAGGCAAUUUGAAGAUUCAUGUAGGGUGUAUCAGGCCUCCAGCCCUGAUGAGGUGUCCCUGGUACAGUGGACUGAAAGUGUGGGACUGUCAUUGGUUGGUCGAGAUCAAUCCUCUAUGCAGCUGAGGACACCCAGUGGGCAAAUACUGAAUUUCACGAUCCUGCAGAUCUUUCCAUUUACUUAUGAAAGCAAACGCAUGGGCAUUAUUGUGAGGGAGGAUUCUACAGGGGAGAUUACUUUCUACAUGAAAGGAGCCGAUGUGGUGAUGGCGGGCAUUGUACAGUAUAACGACUGGCUAGAGGAAGAGUGUGGGAAUAUGGCUCGAGAAGGUUUAAGGGUUCUCGUCGUGGCCAAAAAGUCAUUGACUGAGGAGCAAUAUCAAGAUUUUGAGGCCCGGUAUGUUCAGGCAAAGUUGAGUGUCCAUGACCGUUCUCUCAAAGUUGCAACAGUGAUAGAGAGCUUGGAGAUGGAGAUGGAGCUACUGUGUCUAACCGGAGUGGAAGACCAAUUGCAAGCGGACGUGCGGCCAACCCUUGAGAUACUGAGGAAUGCCGGCAUGAAGGUCUGGAUGUUAACUGGAGACAAACUAGAGACCGCUACUUGUACGGCAAAGAAUGCACAUCUGGUGACAAGGAACCAGGAUAUUCAUAUUUUCCGACCUGUAACAAAUCGGGGAGAAGCCCAUCUGGAACUAAAUGCAUUUCGGAGAAAGCACGACUGCGCCUUAGUUAUAUCUGGAGAUUCCUUAGAGGUGUGUCUAAAGUAUUACGAGUACGAGUUUAUGGAGCUUGCGUGUCAGUGUCCCGCCGUUGUGUGCUGUCGCUGCGCCCCCACCCAAAAGGCUCAAAUUGUUCGGCUGUUACAGGAAAGGACAGGAAAACUCACAUGUGCUGUUGGAGAUGGAGGUAAUGACGUGAGCAUGAUCCAAGAGGCCGACUGUGGAGUUGGAGUUGAAGGAAAGGAAGGGAAGCAGGCAUCUCUAGCUGCCGACUUCUCUGUCACGCAGUUUAAGCAUUUGGGCAGGCUGCUCAUGGUGCACGGACGCAACAGCUACAAGAGAUCAGCAGCACUGAGCCAGUUUGUCAUUCACAGGAGCCUGUGCAUCAGCACCAUGCAGGCUGUCUUCUCGUCGGUAUUUUACUUUGCCUCCGUUCCAUUGUACCAAGGAUUCCUUAUUAUUGGAUAUUCUACAAUCUAUACAAUGUUCCCAGUUUUUUCUCUGGUCUUGGAUAAAGAUGUGAAAUCAGAAGUCGCAAUGUUGUAUCCGGAACUCUAUAAGGACCUGCUCAAAGGCCGACCUUUGUCAUAUAAAACGUUUCUCAUUUGGGUUUUGAUCAGUAUCUAUCAAGGAAGUAUCAUCAUGUACGGGGCAUUACUUCUAUUCGAGUCAGAGUUUGUCCACAUAGUGGCAAUUUCCUUCACAUCUCUAAUUCUGACCGAGCUUCUCAUGGUGGCCCUGACCAUCCAGACGUGGCACUGGUUAGUGAUCGUUGCCGAGCUCCUCAGCCUGUCCUGCUACGUGGCCUCUUUGGUCUUCUUACAUGAAUUCAUAGAUGUCUACUUCAUUGCUACUUUGUCGUUCCUCUGGAAAGUGACCUCCAUUACGUUGGUGAGUUGUCUGCCCCUCUACGUCCUCAAGUACCUGAGAAGGAAAUUCUCUCCUCCAAAUUACUCCAAGCUGACAUCCUAGACUCUUAACUUUCCGAAACUCUAAUGGACGGACACUGAAAAUGUCAAGAAUAAUUUGCCAACCUUGUUGGACCGUCAUGUGGAUUGUGCCGUUAGCCGAUAUUCUAUGCUGCUUUUCUGAACAAAAGGGAUAUGGGGCAUUGGAGCAGAAGGUCAAUCAGUGAUGAACAAUCAUUCCUACUCAGAAGAAACAAGAGGUUCCAGGGGAUUUGUCUGUGGAGCUCAUUCAAAGUCUCCAGACUCUAUGGCCCGUCGAUGCAUUGGAGGCAUGACUUGUUAGCAUUACCUUGCUGUUUCUGGUGUCCAUUCUCCCUGUGAUACUUUGUGUCUGAGAAGGGGAUUAUUUGUGAAAAAUAGAACAAGAUAAACGCUUAACCAGGUUUAUUACAUUUGACAGCCCCCCAUCCCCCCGUAACCCCUUUGAAAUCUCACAAGUUAAAGACCAUGGUCCACUGAAAUACAUGGAGGCCUUAUAGAGCCAAAUUUCCCUGGGGUUUCCAUAGGCCACCAGAGCUUAAAUGUGAAGAAGGGAACAUUAUGUUUACAGCAAUUCAGCAAAUAAUAACUUUUUUUGUUGUUUAUCAAUGAUAUUAAUGUGCAGUAAUUUAAUUUAUUACUUUGGCGAUCAAUAUGCCACUUGAUUAAACCGAUAUAGAUCUCACAAGUGUUUAGGGAUAGCAGCUUUUACUGGGCAGUAGACAACAUGGCCGUGCUGUCGUCUGAUUAUUCAGCAAUAAAGGGCCAGGAGUAAGAAUUGAUCUUAUAGUGAUAUGAAUGAUCCAAACUUUCUUGUUGGUGUAUGUUGGCUUUAAAGAAUUUGUCAUUUUAUUGAAUCUAUAUGUAAAUCAAUGCCAACUGUUAAACUUGGUCUAGUAACCCAUAGCAACCAAUGAGCAGUUAGAAUGAGGAGAGGUUUGUAGAUGUCAGUGGCUUGAUUUUCCUUUGUAACUAUGGGGUUUUAAUGGGAUUAAGAGUAGAGACGGUGCAUACUUAAAUCUGCCCCCAGGCUGUGGAGAUGAUACACUGAAAGUUAGAGAGUCACGAUUAUGGGUUGGGUGAAAUUUUUUUAGACUUAAUAAAUAUGGAGCUCCAUCAGCUAAUUUAUCAUUGACAAUGGUUGUUUAGAAGGAACUAGAGAUAUUAGAUGAUAUUAUGGGUGGCCUGCUGCCCAACUGAAUCAACAAUGGUAGGAGCAGUUGGAUUGGACAGUCAAGAGGGGGUCCAUGUGAAUGAAUAAAGCAAGGUGGUGGAUAUGUGGCUGAUCAAGUAUGUGAGUGGUGGUGGUGAGGGUUCUUGAGUAGCCAGCCUAGGAGUGCAUGAACUGGAAAUCCAACCCUGGCUAUGGACAGUCUGGUAAAGCCCAGUGGCUCCAGGACAAUAAACUGCCCAGCUCAGUGCAGGGGAUCGUGGACUCCUUAUAGCAGCAGCCGUAAAAGGAAAAUCCUCUCAUAUCUGUCAGAUGUAAGCUUGUCGGUAAAACACACCUAGAAAACAAACUCCUUAUGAAAGCAGGCCAACUCUCCAGCAGAAACGGCCAGCUUUGGUGACAAGCACAAAGCCUUCAGCUAGGCCUGGCCUGGCCGUAAAAAUGAUGGCUGAUCCCAAUGUUAUUAAUAUGGAAAAAAGAUUAAUAUGAAGGAAGGCCAGUGUUUUUUUUCCAGAAAAGGUGGCAACCCUACCUUCAGCCAAGGAGAGCCGAGCACUGGACUGGAGCUCCAAGAAUUCCAAUGAACAGACCACAGGAUAGAAGUACAUACGUUUUUACUCGAUUAACAUAAAAGGGCACAUGUGUUUCAUGGCCUGGAGCACCUUAAUCAUAGGCUGUCUAACUUGAAAAGCCAAUUCAUGUUCAUCCUUUUAUAGUGGGACACUUUCAGGCAUGGCACCCGAAUCCAACAUUUAUACUUUGUCCUGUCCGGGUUUUUACUUUCCAUAUUACAGUGAGUUUGUCAGUAGACUGACGAGGCUAUUUGGCCUUUAAAGAGCUUAAUGGCAACCACCAUGUUGUCUUAGAAUGCAACCUACUAAUUAUUCAUUUUAAAAUCAAUUUCUAGUCAUCAAGGCUGGAAUAUGAGAGAAGAUAGUAAUUCCAUUGGCUUUGCUCGGGUCUCUCGAUCUACAGCGACCAAUCAGAGGUUUGCCUUCAGCUACCCAGCAAAUCCUCAGUGCUGAUUGGUUGCAAUGGGUUAUUAAACCCUUAGUAAACUGUGCACCCAUUGCUUUCUAUUUCUUCAGGCUAAAGGCAAACUUUGUUUGCUUUAAAUGUUUAUUGAAGCUUCACUGGGUAUUAAAUCCAAAUCAAAUUGGCUGCGAAUUGGAUAUAAAUCUGGAAAUUCAUUUUAUAGCCUAACCCUUUGCAUCUGCACAUCGAUGCUAAAUCAUUAAUAACAUCGUUUCCAUAACUUGCCUUUGUUUUAAGAAAUGAAUGUUCGUUACUGUGCUCCCUCCGCUGUAAAAUGUAUCCCUGGUGCAACCGGAUGACUCAUGUAUCUCCCCGGUGUGUCUAGUCAUUGGCAGGGGAUAGACGGCAUGAGUCAUUGGCUUGUGUCUGUCAGUUGCAGCAGGGAAGUAGCAGAACUAUACCACUCUCUGUAUAUAAAUGAGAUUUUAUGUGCUACCCUUCCCUCUUUGGGCACUAAGGGAACCGGCUCUGCACUAUUUAUGUGAAAUUGUCUCUUUAUUUGUCUCUACUUAAUUCGCAAUAAAUUAUUUAAAACUGCAUUGUGAGCUGCCAAAAUCAACCUCCCAGACUUAGAGCAUGGGUCAAAUUUUUUUUUUAAUAUAUAUUUUAAAAUUUGGUCAAUAUUCGUGCCAAUUUCCUGCUGUCCUUAAAUCAAUUUAAACAAAGCCUUCCUUUGUAACAGGGCUUAUUACAGUAAGAUAAAACUCUGCUUUUAUUGAUUCGUCUGUUACGUCUCGAUGGCCGCCGCGUUCUUCAAUAACAAGUCACGGGACUGUUUCCAUCUUCCGCUCCGUGUGUUUUAUGUCCAUUUAAUAAAUCAGAAAAAAGGAAAUGAUUGGGAGGGGGGUGACAUUGUCCAAAUUCACGUAUGGAAAGCGAUGUUGUUUAUUGUGGACUUUUGGUUCUGAUUGUGGAAAGGGAAGGUGGGAUGUUAUUUCUGUAAUACAGAAGCCCUUGGCAUUCGCCCUCGAUUCGUUCCAAUAAUAAACCGGAGGCAUGAAACAUUUUCUCCAUAUAAUAACGGACUGAAAGUCAUUGCGACUUGGAUACAAAUUCUGCUUUCUGCUCUGUAUUGUGUAGGUGACGAUGAUGAUGAUGAUGAUGUGUAUAUUUAUAUAUAUAUAUAUAUAUUGGAUGCUGAUAUGAAUUUUGCUUAUUUAUUGUCCUGUGCUGUAACAUAUCCAGCCUGUCGGACGAUCGGAAAAGGGAUUCGCAGCAGGAAAUUAAAAAUGACUUUAUGCA